AUGAAGAAGAAGAAGACGACGACCACGAUGAAAUGGCAAGACUAUUUUCCGAGGUGUUUCAGGGUUGAGAACGAGCCAAAAAAGGCUGUUUCUAAACAACCUUCAUUUCAGAGGAUUUCGUUAACGGAUUUAAGCAGUUCAACACUUUCCGAAGAUCUAUCUAUUUCUCUAGCAGGCUCCAACAUUCACGUCUUCACGCUUCAAGAGCUGAAACUGAUUACUCAGAAUUUCUCGUCCAGCAAUUUUCUUGGCGAGGGAGGGUUCGGGCCUGUUCACAAAGGCUUCAUUGAUGACAAGCUGAGACCGGGUUUGAAGGCUCAGCCAGUGGCUGUAAAGCUCCUCGACUUGGAUGGGACACAAGGUCAUAGAGAAUGGCUGACUGAAGUGAUUUUUCUUGGUCAAUUGAGACAUCCAAAUUUGGUGAAAUUGAUUGGAUACUGUUGUGAAGAACAACACAGGCUUCUGGUAUAUGAAUAUAUGCCGCGAGGCAGCCUCGAGAAUCAACUCUUCAGAAGAUAUUCGGUUUCGCUUCCAUGGUCGACAAGAAUUAAAAUUGCUCUCGAAGCUGCAAAAGGGCUUGCUUUCCUCCAUGAAGCUGAGAAACCUGUCAUAUACAGAGACUUCAAAGCUUCGAAUAUUUUGCUAGAUUCGGAUUACACUGCUAAACUAUCAGACUUUGGGCUUGCAAAAGACGGUCCAGAAGGCGAUGACACACAUGUUUCAACACGGGUUAUGGGGACACAAGGCAAAAAAUCAGUAGACAAAACCCGUUCUCAAAGAGAACAGAACUUGGCGGAUUGGGCUAGGCCUAUGCUGAAGAAUCAUAGAAAGUUAAGUAGGAUAAUGGAUCCGAGGCUGGAAGGGCAGUACUCGGAAGCAGGGGCUCAAAAGGUUGCUGCAUUGGCUUAUCAUUGCUUAAGCCAUAGGCCUAAGCUUCGACCUACGAUGAGUGAUGUGAUACAAGUUUUGGAGCCCGUGAAAGAUCUUGAUCAUGACGUCCCAAUUGGCACAUUUGUCUUUGCGGUUUCAACAAAUGGUAAUUCCCAAAAAGUAAGUGAAGAACACAAGACAAUGACGAAAGAAGGUGGUCACUAUCAUCAAAGACAUAAACUUCACGAAGGCCAUAAACAUCGGACUAAAUCUCCAACCAUUUACUAG
Molecule: messenger RNA, 1158 nt
Organism: Fraxinus pennsylvanica
Lineage: Eukaryota; Viridiplantae; Streptophyta; Magnoliopsida; Lamiales; Oleaceae
Source: the annotation of a GenBank genome assembly